CUGGUGGCCCCACAAGGGGGCCGGCGGAUUAUCCGGGGCACAGGGUUACGCAACUCCUAACCGUCGCCUCCUUCAUCUUCGCCUUUAUCCUCCCCGCUCCUCUUCCUCCACGGUGGCCCUGUGGGCUCAAGUUCUAAAAACCAGGCUCAGCUUACUGUUGCAUCCGGAGAAUCCCCACUCCGUGAAGUUCGCUUCGCAUCCCCUUAUCGCAUACUAACCUUCCACACGCCUUCGAUCCAGGCAGCCAUGGCCUGUGCGCGUGUGACCCAGACCCCCUUCCUCGGCGAGCUGAAGCUCCGCGGCGACGCUCGCAGUCUCUCCGUGGUUGCCGCGGCGACGGUGUGCUCCUUCCUGCCGCUGUCGACCUCGCACGUGAUCUCGCUGCUGGUCGGGGUCGUUGGGUUCGUGCUGGCGCAGGCGCUGCAGCCCAGCGUCGACCGCGACCGCAAGCCUGCGCCCAACGGAAAGCCGGGCAGCGGCCGCAGUGGCGCCUUGGCCCAGCCCGCUUCUCCCCACGGCCCCGACAGGCAGCAGCGCCGCAAACCCUCCGCGAAGGCGGCGGAGCGAGCCCCGGCGGAGCCACCACAGCAGAAGGCCGAGACCUGGAAGCCGAGCGCCGUGCCCGUGCAGGCCCCCACGUUCAGCGGCCAGGGGUGGGAGGCCGAGGUGGAGGAGCUGCUCCUGCAGCUGACGCCAACGACCGAGACCACCGAGGCUGUGGCCGAGAUCGCCUGCGCCGUGAAGAGGGCGGUGCAGCCGCUGCUGCCCGGCGCCGAGGUCACCGGCUUCGUGGGCGCCAGCCUUUCCAGCGGCAAGGCCUUCGGCGUCGCGGUGCCCGAGGUCGACAUCGUCAUCAGCGCCACGCCGGAGGCCAUGGCCAGCCGGAUGGCCGGCCGCAGGCCUGGCAAGCAGGGCGAGGGCGAGAGGACGCCGCUGAAGCUCCGCAAGGCCGCGGUGCGCGCGUGCACGGACCGCCUCGUGUCCGAGGCCGGCUUCAAGUUCCGGCGCUCGGCGUUCCGGGGCGAGGAGCCGAAGGUGGUCGUCAUCUCGCCGCCGGCGCUCCGCUCGGUGCCCAUGAACCUGUCCGUGAACACGGUGACCCCCGUCUGCAACGCCGCCCUCCUCGCCGAGUGCGCGCGCGUGGAGCCGCGCGCGCAGGGCCUCGUGCUGCUCGUCAAGCGCUGGGCCAAGGACCGCGGCCUCUGCCACGUGGCCCGGGGCCACCUCUCCCUGUACUCGUGGGCCCUGCUCUCCGUGUACUUCCUGCAGGUGGGCGAGGGCGGCCUGCUGCCGCCGCUGGAGGGCGGGAUGACCCCGUCGGGCCUCGCCGUCCGCUGCCGGGGCGCUCCCGCCGGGCCGAGCAGCGGGGGCAGCGCCGUGGCCGUGACCGUCGCGGGCCUGCUGCAGGCCUUCUUCCGGUUCUACGGCGCCCAGUUCGACUGGCGCGCGGAGGCCGUCUCGGUGCGGGCGGGCACGCGCGGGGCCCCGGGCGCCCGGCUGCCGCUGCACAUCAUCUGCGACGACCAGGGCCAGAGCCCGCAGCCGGGCCCCAGCAUCGAGGACCCGUUCGACGCCACAUGCAACCUGGGCACGUGCAUGACGGCGGCCAGCCUGCAGCACCUGCGCUCGGAGUUCGUGCGCGCGGACAAGCUCUGCUCGCAGGGCGCCUCGCUCUCGGAGCUCCUGGAGCCGUGGGCCCCCCAGGCCGAGGCAGCGAGCCCGCAGGCCUCGGAGGGCGCCGCCGAGGAGUGAGCCAGACCAGGCGGCACCUACAAAUGUCCGAGGGUUCGCUUCCUGCAGGGGCGAGAACGGGCAUUAUGGCCUGCCUGGCCCGCCGUUGACUGCAACGGUAGGGGGCUCGCGCUGGAGGGCCCAGUGCCGCCGCCGCGCGGCCGCUCCUCGAGUCCUGGAAGCACAGGGCCAUGGUGGCCCGAUGCGAAAACAGAGCGCAGACACAGGUGAGCGACGCAA
Prorocentrum cordatum is the source of this 1971-nucleotide messenger RNA. The record is from the annotation of a GenBank genome assembly. NCBI's taxonomy places the organism in Eukaryota, Dinophyceae, Prorocentrales, Prorocentraceae.